Molecule: messenger RNA, 2491 nt
Organism: Lucilia sericata (common green bottle fly)
Lineage: Eukaryota; Metazoa; Arthropoda; Insecta; Diptera; Calliphoridae
Product: putative mediator of RNA polymerase II transcription subunit 29
Exons: 3
Coding region: 568-1281 (237 amino acids)
Source: RefSeq, a predicted model, not a curated record
UUGUGUGAAGUACUGACUGUUCGACUGAAUUUCGAAGGCGGAGGGUAUUAGAUACAAAAAUAUAUUUUGUAUCUGUUAGUUAUUACCUGAAAUUGAAAUCGUCACUUGUUGUCUGUGUUGUCGAUCGUUUGUUGUGUUCUUCGUUCGACGUUUUUUUUUUUUUUUUUUUUGAAAUUUCUGUUUCAUUUAGUCUCUCUCUUUAUGAACGAUUGCAGUGUCAAUGUUUGUUUUAAUUGUUUUUUACAUUUCAACUUUUAUAAUUUGUUUAAAUUUUAUUUAGUUUAUUUUUCCAUUGUACUUUAAAGUCACGGUUUAAAGCUUAAAAUUCGAAAAAUAAACGUUAACGGACCAAACACGGGAAAUAUAUUGCAAACAACGUUUACAAAAAAUUGAGCCUAUUUGUACUUUAGUUUCAAAUUAACGGAGAAAAAAGUGCUUAGAAAGUUAUUUAAAGAGAAAAUUAACAACACCAAAAAAAAAAAAACGGAAGUGAAAGAAAAAUUUAAAUAAAACAAACAAUAGAAAAGAGAAAAUAAUAAAUUCUAAAUAACAAAAUAUAAAACUAUAAUGAAAAAUCGUAAUCUACUGGAUGGUUCGAUGGCGUCAAGUAAUUGUGCAGCAGCAGUAGCAACAACAAUGUGUUUAGCAAGUAAUGCAAAUAAUUGCAGCAACAACAACAAUAAUAGCAAUAUUAAAAACAAUGUUACAACGUUAGGCCACCCACACAGUCAUAAUAACAAUAACAUAAUGGCUUACAACGGAAACGGAAAUGCUAACGAAUUCAACAGCAGCAAUAAUAUGACGACCACCUCUAUGUGCAAUAAUAUUACUAGCAACAAUAAUAAUAAUAAUAACAACACUACCUUAACAACAGCCACCUGCACAGAGUUGGGAAGUGCAGCAGCAACAACAGUUUUAUCCUUAAAUUCUAUAAAUUCAAUAAUGCCAACAGAAAAGCUAACAACAGCAACAAAAACUACAUCUGCUAUGGCACCAACAAUUGUAUCGUCAAUUACCACAAUGCAAACAACAAACAAAUCAACAACCACACCCACCUCACCGCCUAUAAGUCUGACCACAAAUGGCCAUCAUCAACAUUCUCAAAAUCAUCAACAGCAGCAGUAUCAUCAUAAUCAUCAUCACCAGCAUAAUCAGCAGCAUCAACAACAGCAACAACAACAACUUUAUCCUUCGAUAACACCAACAUAUUGGCAACCUGCACCAAAUCCAGCCCCAUAUUUAGUUCCAGGUAUGUUUUUAAUAACGCUUGACCUAAGAUAAGUAUAUAUUAUCAAAAAGUAUAUCUUUCUCAAAUUCUUUUAAUAAAACCUUUUAGAAAUAUUCCAAACAAUUAACUUUAAAAAACCAUAACAACUAAUCCUCCUCCUUCAUCUUCGUUUAUUUGCAAAUUCCUGUUAAAACCUUUAAAACACCAAUAUUUUAUUACUAUAUAUAAAUUUGAAUCAUUUUAUUAGAAAUGCGAGUCAUGUUUUGAAAAUAUUUUCGUUCUCAUACUCUUAGUGCACCAGGGGAAAAAGUGGAAUAUUGCAUUUCUUUUAUUUUUAGGUUUAUUUGCUGGCAUUGUUAAAAAGUAUUAAACAUUUAACAGACAUUGCGAAUGUAUGUCUGCAUGCCUGCCUAACUGCCUAUCCAUCUAUUUGUCUCGAUUUUGUAAAAUGUCUUUUCAAAUAACCAUAAAUAUAUACAUACAUAGCUAACUGUAUGGCUGAAUGACUGACUAACUGACAUGUCUAACUAUUGGGGUAUUUAUACCUGGAAUGGCAAAAUAAAACAGCAAUAAUAUUUUAGCAUGUUAAUGUUUUAUAAAUUUCAUAUAAUGUAGGCUUGAUUGCUAAAAGAAGACGAAAUAAGAAAAGUUUUGUUGUUAUACCCUACAUCAAAAAAAGUCCGUCCAUCUAUACAUAUAAACUUUUAAACUUGCCACAAUUUAAAAAAAAAUCCAUAAAAGAGGUUUAAUCUUUAUCAUAAAGCCGAUAGAUUGUGCUGACACCUUAGUCUUCGAUCUGUCAAAACUUCUAAAAUAUGGUAAAUAUAGAUGUUUUUUCAGACAUAAUGGCACGAUAUCUGGAAAAUCUGAUGUAAUGAAUUAAUUUAGAGUCCAGAUUCAGUGCAAUUCAGUUCUUUAGAAAAGUGUACUUUGACCUCUGGGUUAAAAAUUUGUUGGCAAUAUUUUAUAACAUUCAUUUGUUUGAAUUGUGAACAAAAUUGUGAAAACCUUGAUACAAGACCUUUUUAUCCUUGGGCUCAGCUUACCAAGUUUUCAGAAACGGUAUCUUAGAAUGAAUUAAACUUCUAUUUUCUUUGGGGAAAUCAGUAUCUUAUUUCAACUUUAUAUAAAGGGAGCCACUCUAAUGUACACAUAUAGAUAGUUCAUAAAAUAAUAUUAAAAAUUGAUUAGGUAUAAACAAAAUUCUAUUCUAGAAUUCUUUUAUAAAUAAAACAAGUAAGAAAUUAUAGUCGGGCGAGGCCG